Molecule: messenger RNA, 501 nt
Organism: Ambispora leptoticha
Lineage: Eukaryota; Fungi; Glomeromycota; Glomeromycetes; Archaeosporales; Ambisporaceae
Source: the annotation of a GenBank genome assembly
AUGAACUUAACUAGUUUUACUUUGGUCAUCACCUUAAUCUUUUGUCUUUAUACUCGAGAAAUUAAUGCAAUUCCAGCAUAUGCACUUACUAACGAAAACUUGAACAAAAAUUACCUGCAAAGCACUUUAUUGACACACAAUCCAAACAAACCUGCUACUAUCCUGACUGAAGCCGCACUAUACGAUCCAGUUGAAUUUGACUUACAAGAAGAUGAACCUACCGAAGAGCCUGAAAUUCCGGAUGAGGAAAGACAAAAUCGAUUCAUUCCUAUCCAUGAAAUUCGACAUCGAGAAAUUUAUCACGAAAGACCUAGGCCUAGACUCGGAAUUGACGUACUUCGUAUUUAUUUGGAUGUUUUGGCAGAUUUGCUUGAACGUUUAUACGCAAUCGAUGAACGAAUUCCUCUUGAUCGUCUAUCUGAAUUAGUCGGCCGAAAGCCUGGUGCCACGCCAAAUAUAGGUUUAUUGGGCGGAAUUUUAGGUCGAUCGAGGGAAGAUUAG